Molecule: messenger RNA, 1725 nt
Organism: Paramecium tetraurelia
Lineage: Eukaryota; Ciliophora; Oligohymenophorea; Peniculida; Parameciidae
Exons: 5
Biological process (GO): peptidyl-serine phosphorylation; intracellular signal transduction
Molecular function (GO): ATP binding; protein serine/threonine kinase activity
Source: RefSeq, a predicted model, not a curated record
AUGUAACAAUCUACAGCCAAAAAUCUGAGGGACUUGCUCAUUAAACAAUAAUUGAAUUCUAAGAUUCAUUUCAAGGGUGAACCAAUUAAAGUCCCACUUAGAAAACAGUCAAGCACUUGGGAAUGCUAAUGCAAUCUCAAGCAUUGUGCAAUCUGUGCUCGCAAGAAGGUGAAUCAGAGUCCCAUGAUCAGACAAUAGGAUUCACGAAGAGACGUCAAGGUUGGGAGUUCAAUCUCAGCCCAUCAAUCACCGAACAGGGAGAAACAAAGUCAAAUAUUAAUGAAUAGACAACCAUCUGCGAAGAAACCACUGUAUCCAGACAAUGUUAUCUAUCACAAAAGCAAUGUCAGCAAUUCGUAAGUGUACGAACAUAGUUAUCAAUUGAAAAGUAAAGUAGUACCAAAAAAAGUGGAGAGCAAAAGUAUGUUGAGUAGCACAUAGAUGUCAUUUAAAUUGAAAUUGGCUAGCAAAUACAGUUCUGCGAAUUCAGCAAAUUCAAUCAAUUCGCAAUCUCGUUCUGAACAGAUAUUGAACUCGAUAUCUGAAUCAGCUCCGAAUUCUCCCAAGAAAGACAAGCCAUCUUAUAGUCGCAAAUCAGAGUUGAAUGACAAAACUCAAUUGGUAGCACAAUAGGUGGAGAGUCUUCCCCCAGAGAUAGUGGGACGUUAACAUUUUAAAUUUCUCUACGUGAUUGGUAAGGGAGGAUUUGGUAGAGUCUGGAAGGUGGAAAUGAAGAAGAAUAAAAAGAUGUACGCUCUAAAGGAAAUGGCGAAGGCUAAGAUCAUUCAGAAACGUAGUGUAAAUUCUGUGCUAAAUGAGAAAUACUUGUUAGAACAUCUUCAUCACCCCUUCCUUGUUAAUAUGUCAUAUGCAUUCUAAGAUAGAGACAAUCUCUACCUUAUCAUCGAUCUCUUAACAGGAGGUGAUUUGCGUUUCCAUCUAGGCAAGAUGAGAAAAUUCAGUGAAGCUUAAACAAAAUUCUUCGUUGCCUGCAUUCUACUCUCCCUUACAUAUCUACAUCAACACGGCAUCAUCCAUCGAGAUCUAAAGCCAGAGAAUCUAGUCCUGGAAGAAGAUGGCUACAUGAGAUUGACUGAUCUUGGAAUUGCACGCAUAAACAAGGGCAAUAAUGCUGGAGAUACUUCUGGCACUCCAGGAUAUAUGGCACCUGAAGUAAUGUGUAGAAUGGAUCACUCCAUUGUGGCUGACUAUUAUGCAUUAGGUGUCAUUACAUAUGAAUUAAUGCUUGGACGUAGACCAUAUAAUGGUAGAACCAGACAAGACAUUCGUGAAUAGAUCUUGGCUAAAUAAGUUUAAGUAAGGAGAGAAGAAAUGCCUAAUUAUUGGAGUGAGAGUGCUAUGGAUUUUGUUAAUACAUUAAUCUAACGGAAACCGGAGAGAAGAUUGGGAGCCAAUGGGAUUGAAGAGAUUCUCCAUCAUCCUUGGCUCAAAGGAUUUCCAUGGGAUGAUCUCUUAAAAAAGAAGUUGACAGCUCUUUACACUCCAGGAUCUGUAGACAACAAUUUUGAUUUCCAAAAUUAGAUAUCAGAAGAGACACAAUUGAAUGAAGAGUAAGUACUCGAAAAUCAAGUGAUGUUACGUAGAGAUACUGUCUAAGCACUAUUUGAUGGGUAUCAAUAUGAUGCCGAACUCUCUAAAUUAUAACAUCAAUAAACUCAAAAAAACUCAUAGAGAAGAUUCUAAUAAUCACCUGACAAAAAAUGA